Molecule: messenger RNA, 1600 nt
Organism: Nematostella vectensis (starlet sea anemone)
Lineage: Eukaryota; Metazoa; Cnidaria; Anthozoa; Actiniaria; Edwardsiidae
Product: retinal rod rhodopsin-sensitive cGMP 3',5'-cyclic phosphodiesterase subunit delta
Exons: 6
Coding region: 187-636 (149 amino acids)
Biological process (GO): sensory perception of light stimulus
Cellular component (GO): cytoplasm
Source: RefSeq, a predicted model, not a curated record
GUACCGCGAAAGUUCACCGAGAAAUUUACAAAUUUCUUGGCGAAUGGAGAAUUUAAGAGCGAUUUCCUCAUGAUUUGCCUCCUGUUUCGGUACUGAUUGUCCGUUGGAUCACCAUAAAGGGAGAAACGUUUAUCAAAUAACACAUUCAGCGUCGAAACAAGCGUUCUAGUCGUGCAAAUUUGUCAAAUGGGUUCCAAAGAGAGAAGCGAAAAGAUCCUUGGUGGCUUCAAAUUAAACUGGAUGAACUUGCGGGAUGCUGACACUGGCAAGGUUCUAUGGCAAGGAAGUGAAGACCUAUCUCUGCCUGGAGUUGAACAUGAAGCAAGGGUACCUAAGAAAAUAUUAAAAUGCAAGGCUGUGUCACGAGAGGUGAACUUUUCCUCAGCUGAAGAGAUGCAUAAAUUCAGACUGGAACAGAAAGUCUUGUUCAAGGGAAAGUGUUUAGAAGAAUGGUAUUUUGAAUUUGGGUUUGUUAUUCCUUCGUCUACAAACACCUGGCAGUCCUUGAUAGAGGCCGCACCUGAGUCACAAAUGAUGCCUGCUAAUGUGUUAAACGGCAAUGUUGUCAUUGAGACAAAGUUUUUUGAUGGAGAUUUACUUGUCAGCACUUCUAAAGUCCGUGUCUUCUAUGUAUGAUGGUCUGAUGGAAAUAUUAUCUCUAGCUCCUUAGGGACAUGCAACGAUACACUGCCAAUGCUGAACAUGCCACAGUUCAGAGUAUUAUCAAGGAUACGCUAUCCUGUCCCUAAUAUAUAGGUAUCAAUACUAUUUAAAUCUGAGAUGCAAAUCAAUACCGUGAUGUUUUCAUGUUUUUGUUAAUGUUAUUGUUUUUCUUUUAGCAAAGGUACAGUUAGGUGGUUUCCAGGCUUUCAUGAUAGACUUUUAUCUUUUUCAUUUGAAAAAGCAUGGGAAAUGAGGUGUUUUGAUGAAUUAAAACAUGCAGGUUUAAAAUCUUUUUGCAGGCAUGCAAUGCCCACAUCAAGAACAAUGCUACUUCACACAUUUUAAUCUCUUCCACUUACCCAUUGUCGAAUUUAAAAUGUCAAGAACCCAAAUAAGUACAGGAAUUUCUGGACAUACCCUCGGGAGAAUAAAGUUGAUAAUUUGGUCUGAAAUAAGCAGUCAUUAACUGUUUAUCCUUUAAUCAGUACCACUGAUUUAAAAAAAAUCUUUUUUUUUUCUGUACUAUAUAACAGUAGAAGAGGCUUUGAUACCAAGCAGGAUUAUAGGAAUGUAUAAAGACCCCCCUCCCCUUCCUAAUCAUUACCUACUCACCCUUUUUUUCAAGCAAGGUUAAAACCCAAGGGUUCAAUGUGUAUUAGUUGACUGUUUGACACAUAAAAUGGGAAGGCUUCAUAAUGUAACAAUCACCAAUAAAAAACAUGUUUUUGGCUAAUCCUCCUAAAAGUGGGCAAAUAGCCAAGUGGUUGUAUCAAGAUUGCAAAGUAUGUUUCACUGGCCUCUUGUUUUUUUUUUUUUUUUUUUUUUGUGUGUAGCUUCAGUAAGGUUGUAUAUAUUUCCAGGAACUAACUGUACUUGUUGAAUGUUUGAUUAUGUGUAUUUCGGCUUUGUAAUAAAUUGUUUAUUGUUUGAUCUCUGA